Messenger RNA from Colletotrichum orchidophilum, 273 nucleotides. RefSeq lists its product as uncharacterized. The transcript is spliced from 3 exons. Bases 1 to 273 code for a protein of 90 amino acids. Lineage: Eukaryota; Fungi; Ascomycota; Sordariomycetes; Glomerellales; Glomerellaceae. The record is from RefSeq and is a predicted model, not a curated record.
AUGAUGAAGCGUGAUGUAGAAUUGUUCUUGAUGAGAAUUCAUGAGUUGAGGUUCAGGAGUAGAGAGGCCUGCAACUCGGCCGAGGAGGUCAAGAGUGUGAUGGCUGCCCGCCAUCUUGUACUUGUCUCGCGGUGGAUGGGAGGGCUGUCGUUGCUCACUCGUCGUGGCGGAGGAAGCACCUCUAGAGUUUCCGAUAUCCUCCCGGACGAGACGGCAAUCGUCAACUCUGCCGACGCAACCUACCUUUUGAACACGAUCCCACCAAACCCGUGA